GCAGGGGCGGGUGUUCUCCCACUUCGGGGUGGGUAACAAAAUAGAACCGGUGUGUUUGAGUAGUGGGAUAAGUUAGCAUUGUGGCGACUCCGCGAUGGAAAAUGUCCCCAGUUCCUGCUCCUCGUUCGCCCCCGAAGAAAAUGGACCAGAAACCUGCGACAGCUCGUCGGCGGAAGACGGGCUGGACGACGCGUUCGGAGACAUGGCCGCCCUGCCGGUGGAGGUCGGGGAGAGAAGACCGACAUGUUUACGGUGCCGUCGCCCACAGAAGGUGUGUCUCUGUCCUUUUCUCCCACCACAACCCCUGGAGGUGUCUACGUGUCUGUACGUAGUGCAGCAUCCCGCAGAGGAGAGCAGAGUUCUCCGCACGGUGCCCCUACUCGCUGCUUGUUUGCCUCAAGGGAAAUGCAAUGUCAUAGUUGGAAGGAGAUUCAGUGAGCGAAAGCACCCAGAGCUGGCUGCAUUGUGUCAGGACAGCAGGACGCUGAUCUUGUACCCAGGCCCGGAAUCGCAGAACCUGGAGGAGUUGGUGAAAUACCAAGAAGUGGGCAGCGUAGAACACAACAUCAUCAUCAUAGACGGCACCUGGAGCCAGGCGAAAAACAUGUUCCUCAAAAACAGCCUGUUCCACCUGCCUAAACAGGUGCAGCUCAACAGGGAUCUGUGCAGUCAGUACGUGAUCCGCACACAACCCUCUAACAUCUGUCUGUCCACGCUGGAAUGUGCUGCUGUCGCCCUGUCCAUCCUGGAGCAGAAUGACAACAUCCAAGAGGUUCUGCUGAGGCCUCUAAAAGCCCUGUGCUCCUUCCAGCUGGAGCACGGUGCGCAGAUUCAUCACAGCAAGGAGCAUCUCCUGAAGAACGGCAUGUAUGACAAACCCAUGCCCAAGAACAAACGCAAGAUAAAGCGGAUGGAGAAGCUUGUUACUGAUCACAACAUCUGCCCAAGAUGAAGGGAGGACUGAGCAGAGACACAAGCCCAACUCAUCUCUGUAUAUACUGGACAGGACUGUAUCAUCAACAUGUAGCAGCAUCAGGGUACUGACAUGGGAACCUCUGAACUUUUGGGGAUAUUUUUUUUUCAGAUUAUUGCUGUUGGCAGGUUAAUGUAAUUUAUGUAUUUGUCAUAGACUUUUUAAAAAUGAAUGACAAAGUUGUUCAAUUGUCAUAAGGUGACAAUAAAUCAGGUUUUUGACUUUUAUGGUUUUACAAACGGUGAACACGAUUGCCUCUAACAUUUCAUAAAAAUGAUUGUGGUUGUGUUGUAAUUGACUGUAUAUGGCUGCAGCUGGUCAAAUCUCGAAGGGCUGAUUUCCCCCUUUUUUUAUACGAAACAUCUUUCAUUCAGAUAAAGUACAACAAACAUUUUAAAUGUAAUUACCAAAAGGCACUUUACACAAGGGGUGGGGGGGUUAUAUUACAUCAAAUUGCAUAAAGGUUCUCCAAAUUUGUCUCUGAGUACUUUUAGAUAUACAGUGAGCAGGUCUCAAAGUAUUAAAAUGCAUUGAAGUCAGUUUCUCCUGGCUGCUUAUUUAAGCAAAAAAUAAAUUGGCUCAAUUUAAUUAAUUAUAUCGUUAGGAAAUAUUGUUGUAUACUGCUGGGAAGUACGGAAAUGUGAUAUAAUAAUAAUUAUUCAAUGUAAUUCAUGUUGUCCUUGCUGAUUUUCCAUCAUACUCUUAUACUUAGGCUGGUAUGAUCAUUUGUAACGGUUAUUAAAUUGCAGUCUGUGGCAUUAAACAGGUCUCCACA
Messenger RNA from Scophthalmus maximus (turbot), 1748 nucleotides. It is a transcript of the gene dtwd2, whose product is annotated as DTW domain containing 2. The coding region runs from base 95 to 952 and encodes 285 amino acids. The transcript is spliced from 6 exons. Lineage: Eukaryota; Metazoa; Chordata; Actinopteri; Pleuronectiformes; Scophthalmidae. The record is from RefSeq and is a predicted model, not a curated record.